CCGCCCAUAUCCCGCUAACCGUCUGAUUGUCCAGCCACAAUACCGCAGCCAUGUCUUGGACCGGCUUCAAGAAAGGCGUCAACCGCGCGACCACCCAAGUCCUCAUGAAGACCGGCCAAGUCGAGCGCACCAACGACCGCGACUUCGAGACCGAGCAACGCCGCUACCGCACCAUGGAAACGGCGGCCAACAAGCUGCAAAAAGAAGCCAAAGGCUACCUAGACUCCCUCCGCGCCAUGACGGCCAGCCAAAUGCGCAUCGCCGAAACCAUCGACGCCUUCUACGGCGACGCGGGCGCCAAAGACGGCGUCUCGCGCUCCUACAAGCAAGCCGUGACGGACCUGGACGCGGAAACCAUAAAAGCGCUCGACGGCCCGUACCGCACGACGGUGCUGGACCCGAUCCAGCGCUUCUGCUCGUACUUCCCAGACAUCAACGCGUGCAUCACGAAGCGCGAGCACAAGCAGAUGGACUACGACCGGAUGCGCGCGCAGGUCAAGAAGCUGACGGACAAGCCGGAUAAGGACGUCACGAAGCUGCCGCGCGCCGAGAAGGACGAGCAGCUCGCCAAGGCCGCGUACGACCAGCUGAAUGAGACGCUGACGACGGAGCUGCCGCAGCUUAUUGAUCUACGGGUGCCGUAUCUGGAUCCGAGUUUUGAGGCGCUGGUCAAGAUUCAGUUGAGGUUCUGCGCGGAGGCGUACUCGCGUAUGGCGCAGGUGCAGCAGUAUCUCGAUGCGAACACGAGGGACCAGUACGCGCAGGGCGAGCUGGAUGCAAGAGUCGAGGAGGUGCUGCAAGAGAUUCGGGAUCUGAGCAUUGCGGGCACGGUUUGAUCAGCUCGUGCGGUGGUUCAGGGUUCUCUAGGCGCCAUAGGGCUAACACAACAUGCGAGCGACUUGGAAAAUGAAGAACCCGGUGAUAUAAUGCCGAGUCGAGACCAUUGCGAGGGCGUACGGUUACGGACUGAGGUCUUACAGCAUUUCUGAGGCUUUAGGUUCAUGGGGUUUAGGGAUUAUAACGUCGGGAUAUCCAAUUCAUAAACUUCGUUCACAUUAUACUCUGAACUGCAUACUGAUUGCGUAUCC
Messenger RNA from Trematosphaeria pertusa, 1088 nucleotides. Its product is annotated as BAR-domain-containing protein. Gene Ontology annotation, molecular function: lipid binding; protein binding. Gene Ontology annotation, cellular component: actin cortical patch; mating projection tip; medial cortex. Gene Ontology annotation, biological process: actin filament organization; actin cortical patch localization; plasma membrane tubulation. The transcript has 3 exons. The record is from RefSeq and is a predicted model, not a curated record. The coding region runs from base 51 to 836 and encodes 261 amino acids. Lineage: Eukaryota; Fungi; Ascomycota; Dothideomycetes; Pleosporales; Trematosphaeriaceae.